Molecule: messenger RNA, 489 nt
Organism: Ceraceosorus bombacis
Lineage: Eukaryota; Fungi; Basidiomycota; Exobasidiomycetes; Ceraceosorales; Ceraceosoraceae
Source: the annotation of a GenBank genome assembly
CGACAAAGGCGCGUGCGAGUUUGUUCCUAAUAUGUUGGCAGGGCGGAUGGCGAUCCUCAGUAGCAUACACGACUGGCAACACUUGAAGAGCUAUAUCGUGAUGAGAGUCGUCAAGUUGGAUGGAUGGCCGAUGCAGUUGGCAUGGAUGCCCCCUCUGGUCGCCGCUGCGUGAGCUGCGCUCGCAGCAAAUUAUUUCGACCUGACUGCGCAAAAUCGCAGGAAUUUCAAGAUCACGUGAUGAGUCUGAAUCACGGAUGGCUCACCAUGCAGAAUGCCUCACAGCCCCUGCUCACUUCGAGAGCGUCAGUCGAACAGUCGAUGGUGCAAACCAGGAAGACAGCUUGGUUUGACAACCCUCGAGUAGAAUUGCUCUUCAUCAGCUGAGGCGUGGACUGCUGAGGACGAAGGGGAGCAAGCCAAAGGCCAAGGAUGAGCGCCUGAUGCCUGCAUGCUGAUGGGCGCGCUGUCAGUUGGCUCUUCGGCACGGGC